AUGCUUGGAAAUGGUCGCUGUGACGUGCAGUGCGUUGACGGCGUGAAGCGGUUGUGCCACAUUCGCGGUAAGAUGAGGAAGAAGGUUUGGUGCAACCAGGGCGACAUCGUCUUGGUUUCUCUGCGAGACUUCCAGGACGAAAAAGGUGACAUCAUCACGAAAUACACCGCCGAGGAGGCGCGAAGCUUGAAGAACUACGGCGAGUUGCCUGAGAACGCCGCUCGGAUGUCUCUAAACUUCUCGCGCUUGGACGUCUCGGUUCGGACAACCUCAUGGUGCUAA
Messenger RNA from Symbiodinium sp. CCMP2592, 282 nucleotides. The record is from the annotation of a GenBank genome assembly. NCBI's taxonomy places the organism in Eukaryota, Dinophyceae, Suessiales, Symbiodiniaceae.